CCUACUUGUGAUUCCUUGUACCUCCCUCCUCGUCCCACCUCCAGACAAUCUAUCAAGCCAACACCCAAGUUCUUCAAGCCUGGAUUCACAGAUACUAUACAACAUGUCGCCAUCAACACCUAAAUAUUCCUGGACCGUGCUCGGGGCCCUGGCACUUCUGUCCGUCUCUACUGUUUACGCGCAACCAAUCCGGGAAUCAACGACGCAAGAUCAAGCCCAGCCUAUGCCUGCUGUGCUUCCACGCGAUCCGAGACUUAUCCCCGAUACCGAACAUUACCUAUCCGAAGUUUUUGACCUACUCGGUGUCUCUGUGCCAACCACCACAACUUCAAUUCCGACAGAAACACCUACCGAGACAACUGUAGAAACACCUUCCUCCACUGGCGUCCACGGCCCCUUUGUCAAAGCUGAGCACGGAGUACCGACAAACCUCGACGCGACACCGGUCAUCAGUAGCGACGGCGUUAUGUACUCGUCUACUGUCAAACACGAAUCCGGUGAGCCAGUCGCAAACAUUGACAUUGGACCUGGCUGGCACGGGGGAAAGAAGUUGUCCGCUUCCGACCUGCCGUUUAUCUUUGCUGCUGUAGAGACGGAGCUUGCGUCUCAAUGGCGGAAUGUGAUUGAUAGCGCUGAUGAGCUUGGACUGCACGAAACGUUUCCGCUUUGA
Molecule: messenger RNA, 670 nt
Organism: Penicillium brasilianum
Lineage: Eukaryota; Fungi; Ascomycota; Eurotiomycetes; Eurotiales; Aspergillaceae
Source: the annotation of a GenBank genome assembly